Messenger RNA from Diceros bicornis minor, 6496 nucleotides. RefSeq names its product vasohibin 1 (gene VASH1). Gene Ontology annotation, cellular component: cytoplasm. Gene Ontology annotation, biological process: regulation of angiogenesis. The transcript is spliced from 7 exons. The record is from RefSeq and is a predicted model, not a curated record. Bases 1324 to 2415 code for a protein of 363 amino acids. Lineage: Eukaryota; Metazoa; Chordata; Mammalia; Perissodactyla; Rhinocerotidae.
CGGCGGCAGCUGGGCCCCGGGGCAGCAGGGGCGGCGGUGGUCCGAGCUUCACCGAGCCUCGGAGCCGUGACCUGCGCGUGGACCCCGCGCUCUGCGGGCUGCUCUCCGGGGACAAGCGCAGCUCGCGCUCGCCGAGGCUUUGUCACUUGUCUCCAGCUUCACUGGCGGGCCGUGGCUGCGCGAGCCUCCGCGCUUGCCCUUCCCGCCCCGCGGAUCCUCCUCCAUCCCUUAGCCGGGGCAGCCGGAGCCCGAGCGAAGAGCCGCGGAGCAUCCUUCGCCCGCCCCGGCCGCGCCACCGCCCAUGCUGCAGCCAGUUGGGGGCGGCGACCCCGCGGCCGGAGCCCGCCGCUUGGUGAGCUCAGCCUGGCCCCUGCGCGCCGCCCGACUCGGCCUCGCUGAGCCCCGGGCCCCGAAGCGGGACCUGCGCCCCGCGAUGGCUCGGCUGGCGCAGCGCCGCGCCGGGUGCCCGCCGUCCGCCCGCUGAGACGCGCCCGGCUGGGCAUCGGCGGGGUCUGGGCGCUCCCCGCCUUCGCCUCCCCGCCGCGCCCUUCCCCCUUCUGGGGCUCCGCUGCUGCUUCCCGGGGGCGAGGGCACAGGGGGCCGAGACAAAGCCCACUUUGUGCGGGGACUUGGCCGCGGGCGUGGAAUGUGCGCGUCGGCGCGCGCCCCCUCCCCGCGCCCCGCUAGCGGCGGGUCUUGGCUCCCGGACUCAUCACCUCGGAGAAACCGCGCCCCCUCGCCGCCCUCCCGUCCGGAGGUCCCGGCUCGGAGCUGAGGCGGCCUGGAGUCCCCUCGGUCCCCCCCGGGGCGCGCGCAGGUGGGAGCGUGCGAUAUUUUGUAGAGGAAUUUGUCGUCUCCAAAACUGGGACCUGGGGCGCGCAGUCGGCGUGGGCACCCGUGCCUUGACCCUUUCUGUGGCCGCAGGUCUGAGCUGUCCGGCCUCAGUUUCCCUCUGAUUUUUCUCCUCUCUGCCAGCCCAGACUGCUGCCUGUUAUUGUUCUCGCUGUCAGAUGGGGGUGCGUUGUGAAGGCUGCCAAGUUGGGGUGUGUUCGCUUUAUCCCGUUUUUCAAACAGAACGAGGUCUCUAAGGCCCGCCCAGGACAACCACCCCCUCCGCCCUCCACUUCACGUGGAGGCACUGAUUUUUUUCUUAUCUAGUAGUAUUUUGUUGUACAGGAGCCACGCCCUGGUUUCUUAAAGGCGCCGUGCACUCUUUUUUGGCCAUGUGUUAUCUCUGCAGCUGGUGUGUGGGAGGCCUCCUGUGAGCCACGUACUUUUUCCUGCCUCCUGACACAUCCUCCCACCCCGGUCAAGGAUUUGGGGAUGCCAGCGGGGAAGAAGGUGGUCGGGGGUGGCAGCAGCGGUGCUGCCCCCACUGCCCUUGCGGCCCCCUCUGGGCCCAGGCGUUUGGAAACCAACGAAGGGGCGUCAGCCCAGAGAGAUGAUGAGCCAGAGGAGGAAGGAGAAGAGGACCUGCGAGAUGGAGGCAUCCCCUUCUUUAUCAACCGGGGUGGGCUGCCUGUGGACGAGGCCACCUGGGAAAGGAUGUGGAAGCACGUGGCCAAGAUCCACCCCGAUGGAGAGAAGGUGGCCCAGCGGAUCCGUGGGGCCACGGACCUGCCCAAGAUCCCCAUACCGACUGUGCCUACGUUCCAGCCCUCCACGCCCGUCCCUGAGCGCCUGGAAGCCGUGCAGCGCUACAUCAGGGAGCUGCAGUACAAUCACACAGGGACACAGUUCUUUGAAAUUAAGAAGAGCAGACCUCUGACAGGGCUGAUGGACCUGGCCAAGGAAAUGACCAAAGAGGCUCUGCCAAUCAAAUGCCUGGAAGCCGUGAUCCUGGGAAUUUACCUCACCAACAGCAUGCCCACCCUGGAACGCUUCCCCAUCAGCUUCAAGACCUACUUCUCAGGGAACUACUUCCGCCACAUUGUGCUGGGGGUGAACUUCGGGGGCCGCUACGGGGCCCUGGGCAUGAGCCGGCGCGAGGACCUGAUGUACAAGCCGCCGGCCUUCCGCACGCUCAGCGAGCUCGUGCUGGACUACGAGGCCGCCUAUGGGCGCUGCUGGCACGUGCUCAAGAAGGUGAAGCUGGGCCAGUGCGUGUCCCACGACCCGCACAGCGUGGAGCAGAUCGAGUGGAAGCACUCGGUCCUGGACGUGGAGAAGCUGGGCCGAGAGGACUUCCGGAAGGAGCUGGAGCGGCACGCCCGCGACAUGCGCCUCAAGAUUGGCAAAGGGACUGGCCCUCCCUCCCCCACCAAGGACCGGAAGAAGGAUGUGUCCUCCCCACAGCGGAGCCAGUCCAGCCCCCACCGCAGGAACAGCCGCAGCGAAAGGCGGCCUUCGGGUGAGAAGAAGCCUUCUGAGUCCAAAGCCAUGCCAGACCUCAACGGGUACCAGAUCCGAGUGUGAGGCGGGUGGCAGCGCCCCGGCCUCGCCACCUCUGGAGGCCAGGAUCCAUCUGCCAGAACCAGCCUCGCUCGCUCGUGGGGAGGGAGGGACAGGUGAUGGGGCAGGGCUGGGGCAGCAGGAAGAGCGUGUCCGAGCUCAGCCAGCCAAGCUGCUGCCCCUCCUGCUGGGCCAAGCCUCCUAACUUUGGGCUGAGAGGCAGUUAGUAUUGUAUUUGGAGUUUUUAACUCAAUAACUGAAGUUUAAGGUAUUUGGGAAAAACUUAAAACGAAUGGAUCUGCCAGUGGCUAGAAGGCCAGUGCUGAAGAGAUCGAAGUGCCACGGGGCUGAGCAAGGAGGGGUUACUGGCUCUGCUGGUGCCCCUGCUCCUGGCAUCUCUCCGGGAUUUAGGUCCAUCCUAUCUGUGGAAACCUCCCAGCCCCACUGGUCCUGUGGCAGGUGGGGGGGCAGGGGGUGGAGGUGUUUCUCCAGUCUGCCUGCCCUGGCAGAAUCUUGACCCAGGGAAACGGAAGCAGGGUAGGAAUCAUACUGGGAAAGGUCUGUGUGGCCCAUAUCUAGAGCUUAGUACAGGCCAAAUCUGCCCCAAGCGUGGGAGCCCCUGGCCCGGGAGAGCCCCCUGGACAGUGCUGUGUGUGCUGACACUGCCUACUGGCACAGGCCCUUGCUGGGGUGGGCUGUAGGAGAGCCCAGGAGAGAAUCACAGGGGAAGAGUUCCUGGGCCCCUACCCGGUCUCCUUGCUCAGCCCACCUCUGCCUAUUGCUGAAGCCAGGGGCUCCCUGCAGAGGGGCUAGGCUUUGCCGAGGGCCCAGAGUUGCACUGGGCUCAGCAUGACUUGUGGGGACUGAACAGACCUGGGGGGUCCAGGAACCGUGGCUGGGGAUGCAGUGGGGCACUCAAGAGCUGGGUCUGUCCCCUGGCGGUCCUCGGGGGUGGGCACUGCUGCUCCCCUCUUUCUGUUACCUCAGCCCUGGCUGGGGGAAUGCAGACCAGACGAGGAUGCUUGCACCCCGGGCCUGCCUCCUCUCAUUUAGCAGCCCAUCGUUUGGGGGUCCCAAGGAUGAUCAGGCCUGUUGCAUGUGGCUCCUCAGGGAAGAUCCUAAACAGCUGGAGUCUGCACAGGCUGCACGUCGGGCAUGAGAUGCAUGGUGGGCAAGUGAGAGGCUGUAGAGAAAGGUUGAUGGGGCUGGGGAAGGUUCUGGAGGCUUAAGCAACAAGGAGGUGUAGGGCAAAGGUGCAGUGUGGCCAUGGAGGAGGGGCAGAGCCCGAGAACUGGGAGGUGUAAGUGAGGAAAGGAUGUGGGGGAGAGUUAGAAUAAGGCUGCCUUGGGGAGUAGUGAGUUCCCUGUUGCUGGAGGUAUUCAAGCAAAGACUAGAUGGCUACUUGUCAGGAAGCUAUAGAGAGAAGUCAGGUUAUGGAAGGGUAGCUGGGUGAGAUGACCAUUAGGUUUCUUUUUACUGAGAGGCUCUGAUUCAGCCAGGGGCAGCUGUCAGUAAGGCUGCAGGGGGCUGGGAGCCUGGAAAAGGGACGAUCAGAACUAGAGUGGUAAACUCAAAUGCCUACAGGGCCAGGCAGGUGAUUAAAAGGAGGGCUACAGGGCUGGGUGGGGACUGUGGCCAACUAAGGAGAGCAUACCCCCAUUAAAGUAACCGCUGCUGCUCAGCUGUCCUCAGAGUACAGGCCCUGCAUUGCCAGAUUGUCUGAUUGGUUUCAGAGGCCAGAACUCUGAAUUUUUAGGCGAAAUAUCCUGAUUUUGAAAUGUUGGCAAUCAGUUCAGAAAAUUUAAAAACCCAACGUGAAAGAGAAUGCCAGUUUGUAGUCUCUGAAGCCGAGUGAGCUUGUGCUGGGGAGAAGUCCACAGAGAUGCUUUGAGGUGGAAAGUAUGAGAGUUCUAGGCUUCCCAGAGCAGGCUGGGCCAGAGCAGGUUCCUUGCCACAGAGGCCCCUCCCAGAGUGGGCAGCUGCUCCCUGUCAUCCUCCCCACUCUCCCUGCUGACCAGAGACGUGUCAGAGACCCCCUGCGGUUGCCGUGUCGCCAGAGGGGGUGGAGUGGAAUAGAGAGAGUACAGUUCUCGGCCUGCCAGGGAGAUGGAUGGUGCCUGAGAAGCAGAGAAAGCGGGGGAGGGACAGGAUGCCUUGGCUGAUGCGAGUGCCUGUCAGGGGAGGCACCAGGGGCUGGCAGCGCUUCAAACCACCAGCUCCUGGCCCAGAGCCAGGCCCAGCAGGGAGGCCAGCUGGUCACUCCCCGGCCUCACCAAGUUCCUCACGGGGUCAGCGGGCCCUGGGGAGGUGCCUGACCUUCCCCCCGGGCCACACCCCAGCCAGACCACUCUGAGGGGCAUUGUGACCCCUGACUCAUCAUCCCAUCCCAUCCCAGCUUUCAGGGAGUACAGAUGGUGGUCCUUGUGUUUCCACAUUUGCCUGAGGUAGAGAUCACUCACUUUGGGAGGCGUGAGGCUGAAAACGAGGCCUUUUCUGGGUCUGAAAUUGGGUGCCCCCUGCAGGCUGCUCAUCUGCAGGGGAGUGGCCCCAGAUGCCCCAGAGGAGGAGAGAGGUGAGAGGGAGCUGGGAGCUAGGGUCAGGGAGACAUGGGGAAGCUGCUCCUGUAUGGCAGCCUAGGCACGCUCUGACCCACAGGCUCCUUCCCCGCAACCCCCUGGGGAGAAGGAAGCUGAAUGAAGCCCCAACCCCUACUGCUGUCUGCCUGGGAGGGAGCUGAUCCCCCCAUGCUGAUAAUCCCCUGGCACUCCCCCUCCUAGCUGAGACCUCGGCCUGUGGAGACCACCACAGGAGACAGUGGUGCUUCUUAAUUUAUUUUUAACUGUUUCUCAUAUGUAGCAACUUCUCCUCCCCUCCCGGGCGUGUUUACACAGCUCUGCUCCCCAGGGCUGGCCUGGCUGCAGAGUGUCUGGGGAGGCAGAGGCAGGACUUCGGGGCCUUAGUCACCAUCCUCGGCAUCACCUCAUCUCACUUCCUGUGAGGGACAGGGGCUAGGCAACCGCCCCCACAACCCCCCACUCAACUCAGGACUGCCUUCCAGCACUUGGCGGGUGGGGCUGCCAGCUGAGGAGGGGCCAAGGUAAGGUCAGAGAAAGCUGCUUGAUGGUGGGUCGGGGUGAGGGGUGAUCGCAUGGUCUCCCCAAAGCCUGGCUCCUUGUGCUCAGUGCUGGGUCAGAACACUGGGAAACUGGGUUUAGAGAGUCUUCCCACCCACCUAACUGCCAGUCCUCUCCCUCCCAUGGCCUCAACACCCUGUCAUAUCCCCCUGACCCAUCACGCCAGCCACCCCGUCCUUCCUGGGCGUGGCCAAGUGGGGACAGCAGUAGCCCCUGGCCUGGGGCUACGAUGAUGAAGCCUAGGGCUCUGAGCACAAGAGCCAGCCCAGAGAGGUUGGCCGUGUCUGGUUCCCGUCCUUUCUGUCAUCUCAGGCCCCACCCCUUCCAGCUUGGACUUGACUUACUGGCUCUGGGACAGUCUGAUUCUGGCCAGAGGCGUGCCCAGAGGCCCCUGUGCGCCUGGUUCUCUGCCUGGGAUGUUUUCUGUCUUGGCUGCAGCAGCAUCCCCAGGCCCACCCUCUGGCUUCAGAAUGCAGGGAGGUGCGAGCUGGGCCUGCAUAUUGACUGUUCUUUGUGCUAGAGCUCGACUGUGUUGAAAUCCUCACUUCCCUUGUUCCCACUGAGAAACCAGUGUGAAGGGCAGGGAGCGUCCCCUGGAGGAGGGUGUGGUGGGAGGCAGAGGUCUGCCCAGGGCAGGCACGGCUGCCCGGCUGCCCGGUGCUAGCUGCAAGUCCAUCAGUAUUGACCCCUCUCGCCCCAUCUUGGUGCUCCGGAGUCCCAAGUUUCCCUGCUUCUUCAAGUCUGACAAGAGAAGAACCAGGGUGCUUGGCCCGGGGACCUGGUGAUGGGGCCGCCCCCUCCCUUAAGCUUUGUGUUGGGCUGUAUGUGGUCCUAGACUUUGUUCUCCUCAUAUCAGUAUUGCCCUCCCCUUUCACUUUUACACUUCGUCUCAUUCCUGUUCUCACUCUUCCCCUGAAAUGAAUAAAGUCUCCCCAGCUCGGCUGUGUGGGCUGGGUGGAAAACACUACAUA